AUGGAUAAUCCUAUUGUAAAACAUAUUGAUAACAAUGGAAAUGAGAAAGUUAAAAUCGUCUACGACUACGGUCGGAAUUCAAAUUCCGAUAAUGAAGAUUAUGAUCAAAGCGUUCCUAUUGGAACAAGCUACACUUGCACUAACACCACCCUAACCAACAUUUCUUGCCAAACUUUCUUGAUUUUCCGAUCAAACCAUCAAUUUCCGACCAUCUCCGCCAUCUCCGCCUUGUUUGGAUCACCACCCACCACCUUGCUCCACCUAAACAACAUCAAUUAUGCGUCCGACCUUCUCUCUGCAGAUAGAGAAGUUCUUAUUCCUGUUACUUGUUCUUGCUCUGGCGACGUUUUCCGGACCCGAAUCAACUAUACGAUCACGGAAAAAACGACACUUUCCGACACCGCUUGUGGGGUUUUCGAAGGAUUGGUGAGAACGAUCACGCUUCUUGAAGAAAACCCGAAUCUAGAAGACGUUAUUAAGGUUGGUUUUGUUCUUAAUGUGCCCUUAAAAUGUGCUUGCCCUAAUAAACCCUAUAAAUAUUUGGUUACAUACCCUUUGGUUUCAGGAGAUUCUGUUAUAAAAGUUAGUACGAAGUUUGAUAUUUCGAUGAACGAUGUUUUGCAAGUUAACGGUUUAACUCCGGACACGACCAUUUAUCCCAACUCGACCAUUUUGAUACCGUUGUAUUCAGAACCCAUGAUUAAUCUUAGCGUCCCGAAUCUUCAACCGCCAACUCCCGGAUUUUACCCAACAAAACCCAUAGAACGAAAAGUGAAAACCGCGAAACUCAAGAAAGUGUACAUUGUUGUUUCGAUCAUCGGGUUCGGUUUGGUGCUAGCGAUAUUAAUCGUGACCGGUUUGUAUGUAAACGCAUUAAAUAAAUGCAAACGCGACAUUUUUGUCAUACCUUCGAUGCAGCGGAGCUCGUUUACCUCAUUUUCGACGCCUCGAGUUAGCUCCCCACGAUCACGGCAAAGCCCGAUCACGAGAAGCUCACCGAGCUCGUGUCUGUCUCCUGAUCUCCUUGCGGGCAUAAAAUACUCUUUGUAUAAUUUUACGAUCGACGAAAUCAAAAAAGUUGCAAGGGAUUUUAACGAAGAUUGUAAAGUAAGCGAAAAUGCAUAUCGAGGGUUGUUCGAUGAUGUUCAAGUUCUAGUCAAAGAGAUUGAAUUCUCGGAAAUUCGCCACGUAAUUGAUCUCUAUUCGAAAAUCAACCAUGUGAAUGUCGUGAAACUGAUCGGGGUAUGUUACAAUGAAUCUUCGUGGUCGUAUCUUGUUUUGGAGCACCCGGGGAACGGGAGUUUACGAGAUUGUUUGACUAAUUCGUCAAGUUUGACCUGGCAUCGAAGGACUCAGAUCGCGUUUGAUGUCGCCAUGGGGUUACAUUACCUACACUAUUGCAUCGUCCCUCCGUACAUGCAAACAGGGCUCGGUAGCGGAAACAUUUUCGUGACGUCAAAGUGGAGGGCAAAGCUGACAGUCUUGUCAAGAAAUACAAAUCUCGUACUGCAAAUUGGAUCGUCCAAUUCAGAGUACGAGAAUUUCGAUGUUCUGAAAGCAUCAGAGAAAGAGAAUAUUUUGGAAUUCGGAAUGGUUUUGCUCGAGAUUUUAUCGGGAAAAGUAAAAACGGACGAAAAAUCGAUCGGUUUUUUAGGAGGCGAGGGGAAUGAGAGAGGGUGUUUUGAUCAUUUGAGGAGCUUUAUUGACCCUAAUUUAAAGGAUGAUUACCCUUUGGCUGAAGCUUUGUGUUUAGGAGUCUUGGCUAAAGCUUGUGUUGAAUGUGAUCCUUUUCAUAGGCCAUCUAUGGAGGAUGUCCUUAAAGUCCUUGCUAGAAUGGUAUGA
Messenger RNA from Cynara cardunculus var. scolymus (artichoke), 1842 nucleotides. RefSeq names its product lysM domain receptor-like kinase 4. Gene Ontology annotation, biological process: protein phosphorylation. The transcript is spliced from 2 exons. The coding region runs from base 1 to 1842 and encodes 613 amino acids. Lineage: Eukaryota; Viridiplantae; Streptophyta; Magnoliopsida; Asterales; Asteraceae. The record is from RefSeq and is a predicted model, not a curated record. Gene Ontology annotation, molecular function: protein kinase activity; ATP binding.